UCAGAUGGCCACUUGACUUCACCGUGUUCCAGUCGAGGUGUUCUCAAGGCAAAAGAACCAUGAAGGCUAUACUGAUGCUGUUCGUCCUGGUGGUGGCCGUUUCGGCACGAUGCAUACGAGAUAACAGUGAUGGACAACCAGGCUGCAAGAAACAGGAGGAAUUGAAUCAGAAAUUCUGGCGCCAUAAUCACGAUCCUACCGCGUACUGGGAGUGCGUCAAGCUAAACGAACCCGGAGUGGCUCGUCGAUGCGUUACGGAAAUGGCAUUCCAUGCAACGCUUCUGGAGUGCGUGGACUGGGACGAAUGGGAAUGGGAGCCAACCUGUGUUCCUCUCUCGCGACCGGAUAACUGACCGCUUGUAAACAUGAUUUUUCUUACGUAUGAUACAACUUGUGGAACUGGAUGGACGAGGAUGGUGAUAUCAGUGAUUCAACGAUAAGUGUACUCCAAAAAUAAAUAUUUUAUUGGUUUAUUAGUUGACGAAAAAAAUUCAAUAAAA
Molecule: messenger RNA, 500 nt
Organism: Toxorhynchites rutilus septentrionalis
Lineage: Eukaryota; Metazoa; Arthropoda; Insecta; Diptera; Culicidae
Exons: 2
Coding region: 60-353 (97 amino acids)
Molecular function (GO): chitin binding
Source: RefSeq, a predicted model, not a curated record